Molecule: messenger RNA, 1737 nt
Organism: Linepithema humile (Argentine ant)
Lineage: Eukaryota; Metazoa; Arthropoda; Insecta; Hymenoptera; Formicidae
Gene: Ost48
Product: dolichyl-diphosphooligosaccharide--protein glycosyltransferase non-catalytic subunit Ost48
Cellular component (GO): oligosaccharyltransferase complex; endoplasmic reticulum membrane
Source: RefSeq, a predicted model, not a curated record
AAUGAGCCGACGUGUCUCAUGGCAAGAACGAAGUGACGAAUAGUUCGCAAUGAAGCUCGUGAAUAGGUUAUUCUGUCUAUUUUUCGUGUUUGCCGGUGCAAAUGCCGGCGGAUCGACCCUUGUCUUGUUGGACAACCUUGCAAUUAAAGAAACUCAUUCAAUAUUCUUCAAGACAUUGCAGGAUAGCGGCUAUGUAUUAACUUUCAAGUCAGCCGAUGAUGCAAACUUACAACUUUCAAAGUAUGGCGAAUAUUUGUACGAACAUCUGAUCAUAUUUGCACCCACAGUUGAAGAAUUUGGUGGUGCUCUAAGCGUGGAAGCAGUAACUGAAUUUAUAGAUGGUGGUGGAAAUGUUUUAAUAGCUGGUUCCUCACAUUCUGGCGAUGCUUUGCACGAAUUGGCCUCGGAAUGUGGCUUGGAAAUUGACGAAGAAGGCUCAACUGUAAUUGAUCAUAUGAAUUAUGAUGUUUCCGAUAGUGGUCAACAUACCACUAUAGUAGCAGAUCCGACAAAUUUGAUAGACGCCUCAGUUAUUGUUGGAAACAAAGCCAUCCCUCCAUUGCUCUAUCGAGGAACUGGAUUGAUUGCAGACACAGAUAAUCCAUUAAUUUUACGUUUAUUAUCAGCGUCUACCUCGGCGUAUACUUAUAAUCCAGACCAACCAGUCAAGGAGUAUCCACAUGGUGUUGGCAAAAACACUUUGCUGAUAGCAGCUCUGCAGGCCAGGAAUAAUGCCAGAGUUCUGUUCUCAGGUUCCUUAUUUUUCUUCAGUGAUGAAGCAUUUACCAGUCCUAUUCAAAAAGGACAAGGUGGUCAGAGAUACGAGAAAUCCGGUAAUCAGAUAGUGGCCAAGGCCAUGGCACAGUGGGUAUUCAAGGAGAACGGCGUCAUACGUGUGUCUUCCGUUCACCAUCAUCGAGUCGGCGAGUCACAACCACCAGCAGCGUACACAAUCAUGGACGACGUGGUUUACUCGAUCGACGUCGAGCGUCUGGCGAACGGCAAAUGGGUGCCUUACGAGACAAAUGAUCUGCAGCUGGAAUUUGUGCGCAUCGACCCGUUUGUACGCAUGACUAUGAAGCCAGUAGGAAACGGUCGUUAUGAAGGCAGAUUUAAGAUACCCGACGUGUACGGCGUGUAUCAAUUCAAAGUAGACUACACGCGUAUCGGACUCACGCAUCUUUAUAGCACCACACAGGUUUCAGUACGUCCACUGCAGCACACGCAGUACGAACGUUUCAUACCGAGUGCGUUUCCGUAUUAUAUAAGCGCGUUCUCUAUGAUGGGCGGUGUGUUUCUGUUCUCACUCGUAUUUUUGCAUUAUAAAGAAGACACAAAGACAAAGUCUGAGUAACUUAACAUCUUAAUAUUUGCAAAUGUUAUCAUUGUUUAUAUUCUUUUUUUAUUUGAUCAUUUUUCUUUGAACUUAUAUAAUAGAAACCUUAAUUUUUAAUAGACUUUGAAACAAUUUUUUUGUAUUAAUAGCAUUUUCUAAUACAAUUUAAUGUAUAACAAUCUCAUGUAUCACAAGAAUCAUAUUCUUAUAUAAAUGUCAAGACUUUAAGAUAUUUCUUGAAAAAUAGUAAAUUGAGAAAUUUUCACGCGGUUUGCUCCAACAUUUCUUUAAGAAAUAGAACAUUGUUUAUGUAUAUAUAAAUUACUAUAAUAGAUACUUUUAUGUAAUGCUAAGAGAUCACUGUGAAAACCGAAUAAAUGUUAAAAAUGAUUUGCAAUUAA